AUGAACAAAUUGUCUGAAGAUCAAGAUAAAUGUACUUUAACAGGAAGAGAAUUAUACCACACUAAAUUUCCGCCUCCAUCUACAGUGGCUCAACCAAAAAAUUGGAAGAACUAUCAGGAAGCAUAUGACCCAUUCAUCUUGAAUUAUCACUCACACACAGCCUUUAGAUUGCUUGUUACUCUCUGUGAACCUGUCUUUGCUGAAUUUGAAAGAAGUUUCAGGGAUUGUCAAAUGGAUAAGUUUGACACAGACUUUGUUAUCGAACUUUCAUGUGAGAUGUCUUAUACAUUCGUAGAUGAGGAUGUAAGGAAAGAAGCCUUUUGCUCACUUUUAAAAAGUUCAAACAAGAAGCAUCUCUGUUCUCCAAUCUCAUCCACCAGUAUUUCUUCUGUACCUAACAGUAUACUAUACCAAACAGCACAUAUGCUGAAACCUCUAAAAGUUGCCUUAGGGAAGCUUCGAAAUAUUUAUGAUAAUCAACCUUUUGAAUAUGUAACAAUAGCUGGAAAAACAAUACAACUAACAUAUAUUGAUCAGAUAAGAAAACAUCUUAUCUUUGAGGCAUAUGUAAAUGUUGAGUCUGGGAGACCUUAUAGGAAUGGUGGAAUUGAUCAUGAUGUUAGUAAUGCAGUCAUAGAAUCUGUAAAGUUGUUACAUAGUAAUGGUUUUGUGCAUGGAGAUCUAAGAAGUCCUAAUAUUAUGAUAGGAAAAAAUAACCAGAUGAAAUUUUUAGACUUUGAAUGGGCGGAUAAAGAGGGAGAGGCAACUUAUCCAAUGCUUUUAAAUACAGAAUUUGGAUGUUAUUGCGGGGGAAAAAUCAAAAGUAUACAUGAUAAGCACAUAAUAAAAAAUUGA
This is a messenger RNA of Entrophospora sp. SA101, 855 nucleotides long. The record is from the annotation of a GenBank genome assembly. Lineage: Eukaryota; Fungi; Glomeromycota; Glomeromycetes; Entrophosporales; Entrophosporaceae.